Phialemonium atrogriseum is the source of this 2278-nucleotide messenger RNA. RefSeq lists its product as uncharacterized. Bases 308 to 2131 code for a protein of 607 amino acids. The record is from RefSeq and is a predicted model, not a curated record. Lineage: Eukaryota; Fungi; Ascomycota; Sordariomycetes; Cephalothecales; Cephalothecaceae. Gene Ontology annotation, molecular function: oxidoreductase activity, acting on the aldehyde or oxo group of donors, NAD or NADP as acceptor. The transcript is spliced from 3 exons.
GACUCGUGACUGCACUGAGGCUCUCCUGCCUCUGCCAAGAGGAGUUGGUCUGAUGUUUCCUCAAGCGGCAUGUCGUAGACCCACAACACCGGGAAAGCUUGCAUGGGUGGAAAGGGGCAUUGGCCAAUCAGCAGAGCUUUGCCCAGGGCGAUCAUGCGCAAUCAACCUCAACUGCGCCGGACUGCUUCUCAGGACGAUCCAAGAUCCCCCGAUACCUACCUCUAUGUUGUGAGCCCUCAGCCUAGGCUCCAGCCUCGCUCGUUUCCCCCUUUGAUUUUAGCGACUAGUCUCAGCCACUGCUAGUGUGAUGGCGUCGGAAGCUCUGGACGGGUUGCUUCAGCAACUUCGUUCCGUCUUGGAACUCGUACCAUUAGUCGACGUCCCUGACGUCCCGUCAUUCGUCUGGAAAGCCCUAUUUACGGCUUUUGCUGCUCUGGCGUUAUGGAUCACGUUAGGGGGAGAGAGGGACCAACCUAUCCGUUACAAGGUGCCUUCCCCAAAGCUACCAGAGAAAGUUGAAUUCCUCGAUCAGCCGAGCAUCAAGAAAUCCGGCACCACGGCCAUCCAGUGUUACGCCCCCGCGACGGGCCAGUUCCUGGGAUUCGUCAACCCAUCGACGCCAGCCGCGAUCGACCGCGCAGUCGAGCAGGCGCAUGCGGCGCAGGCGACUUGGUGCAGGACGACGUUCCGCGACCGCCGCGCGGUGCUCCGCAGCAUCCUACAAUACGUUCUCGACAACCAGGAGGAGAUAUGCCGCGUCGCCUGCCUAGAUUCGGGCAAGACUAUGGUUGACGCCCAGCUGGGCGAGAUCCUGGUCACGGUCGAGAAGCUACAGUGGACGAUCAAGCACGGCGAGAAGGCUUUGCGCCCUUCAAGGAGGCCCACAAACCUGCUGAUGAUGUACAAGCGGAAUACUGUGCACUACGAGCCCCUCGGCUUGGUGGCCGCCCUGGUGUCGUGGAACUACCCCUUCCACAACUUCAUCGGCCCCGUGAUCAGCGCCAUCUUCGCCGGGAACGCCAUCCUCGUCAAGGUCUCGGAGCAGACCGCCUGGAGCGCCGCAUUCUUCACCAGCAUCGCGCGCGGCGCCCUGAUCGCCCACGGGCACGACCCGACUCUGAUCCAGACGGUAGUGUGCUGGCCGCAGACGGCCGGCCACAUCACGGCGCACCCGGGCAUCUCGCACAUCACCUUCAUCGGGUCCCGCGCCGUCUGCCACAAGGUGGCCGCCUCCGCGGCCAAGGCGCUGACCCCGCUCGUCGCCGAGCUGGGCGGCAAGGACCCCUGCCUCGUGCUGGACUCGGCGGCCGGCGACCUGCCGCGCAUCGUCGAGAUCCUCCUCCGCGGCACCUUCCAGGCCAGCGGCCAGAACUGCAUCGGCAUCGAGCGCAUCAUCGCCGGCCCCGCCAUCUACGACCGGCUCGUCGCGCUCCUCGAGCCGCGCGUGCGCGCCCUGCGCCUCGGCCCCGACGCCGACGUCGGCGCCAUGAUCUCGGACGCCUCCUUUGCAGGGCUGGAGUCCCUUCUCGACGACGCCGCUCUCCUCGGCGCGAGGGUCCUCGUGGGCGGGAGGCGCUUCGCCCACCCGGACCACCCGUCCGGCCACUACUUCUCGCCGACGCUCGUCGCAGACGUCACGCCGCACAUGGCGAUCGCGCGGGAGGAGUGCUUCGGUCCUAUCAUGUGCCUGAUGCGCGCCCCAGACGCGUCGGCGGCGUCGGCCGUGGCGAUGGCGAACGCGGCGCCCUUCGGGCUGGGCGCGGCCGUGUUCGGGGCCGAGCGUGACCCCGCGGUCCGCGAGGUGGCGCGCGGCCUGCGCGCCGGCAUGGUGGCGGUCAACGACUUCGCGGCCUUCUACGCCGUGCAGCUCCCGUUCGGCGGGGCGGGCGGGUCCGGGUACGGCCGGUUCGCGGGCGACGAGGGGCUCAGGGGCCUGUGCAACGUAAAGGCCGUGUGCGAAGACCGCCUGUGGUGGGCGGGCGCGCGGACGGCCAUCCCGCCGCCUAUCCGGUACCCCGUCGGCGAUCAGGAGAGGAGCUGGCGGUUCGCCAGGGGCGUCGUGGAGGUUGGGUAUGGGGCCUCGUUGGGGAGAAAGGCGCGCGGGUUGGUGGGGAUACUGAGGAAUAGCUAAGGGGUGUGUGUGUGUCUGGUCAGGUCUGUAUUGUUAAAGAUAUUGUAAUAGCAAACCCGGAAAUUGCACGACUUGGAAUCGAUAUCCUUUUUUUUUUUACUCUCGGCGGCGAUGUUCCCCCGUCGCCCCUUGGCUCCCCCCCCUGGC